AUGUUUCACCAAAGCAGUUUUUGGGGGUUAAUACCGUACUAUAAUUUCGAAAAACGUUCCAUAGAAAAUCCAAAACAAGAAAAAAUUAAAAGCGCUAUGCUAAUAAUUCUGAUUAUUACUGGAAGCUUGUUCUCUACAGCUCAAAAACACCAGUUGUUUAGAAAUCUGAACCUAUGUCUAGAUUUCGUCAACGAUAUUGUCAACUGCAUUAUUCCAGUUACAGUUGCAAUAAAAGUCUCCUUUUCCGAUAGAGACAAAUGGCUACGUUUGAAUAACAGUUUUCAACAAAUUGAUAAAAUAUUCAACAAUCGUGGACAACAACAAAGCAAUUUUUUAAGGAACCCGGUUUUUCAGUGUGCUGUUAACGUGCUUGCAUUUAUUAUUGUAAUGUUAUAUGUCAUGGGGACAUGGUGUUAUCAUUUUGGCAUAGAUGUGAUAUUUCGAACCUAUCUUGUCCACACCUUUUGUUAUAACUGCAACACAGUUUUGUUUACUUUAAUUACGAAUUAUGCCCUAGCGUUCAGAUGUAGAUACCAAGACUUGAACCGCUAUCUCAAUAUCGAUACUUUAAAGACUAAAUACAAAAAUGGAUCUUCACUGGUGCCUCUUCUUAGACAAGUGGGGACUUUAUCUAGAACCCUUUCUGAAAUGGUCAUAAUAUUCAACGAAAUUUUUGGAUGGACUUUUGUUUUUGUUGCUGCAAAAACUAUUACUCAUAUUUUAGCAACUUGUAUGAUACUUCUCGAAAAGGAAACUGAAGUUGCAAACAUAGAGAUGUGGUUAUCUGAUUUCCUGGCCUUUUCCCUAACUAUAGUGAAUUUUACUAUACUAAUGAUGAGCGGCAGCAGCGUCACAACAGAAAGCUCAAAAACUGCAUUUUUAAGUUAUAAACUGCAAGAGCAUUUUCCCCCUAAAUCUGAUGAAAGGUUAGAAAUUUUGAUUUUAGCAAGACAGGUUCAAGCUAAUGAGGUCAAAAUCACAGCUGGUGACUUCUUUGAAAUUAACAGAAGCACCUUUUGUGGGAUUUUAGCCACGUGCACAACUUACGUGAUAGUAGUUUUGCAAUUUAGUGGAAACUUUUGA
This is a messenger RNA of Zophobas morio, 1083 nucleotides long. RefSeq lists its product as uncharacterized. The coding region runs from base 1 to 1083 and encodes 360 amino acids. The record is from RefSeq and is a predicted model, not a curated record. The transcript is spliced from 2 exons. Gene Ontology annotation, biological process: male courtship behavior; sensory perception of taste; chemosensory behavior. Gene Ontology annotation, cellular component: axon; membrane; dendrite. Lineage: Eukaryota; Metazoa; Arthropoda; Insecta; Coleoptera; Tenebrionidae.